This is a messenger RNA of Callithrix jacchus (white-tufted-ear marmoset), 4394 nucleotides long. It is a transcript of the gene PXMP4, whose product is annotated as peroxisomal membrane protein 4. The record is from RefSeq and is a predicted model, not a curated record. Gene Ontology annotation, cellular component: peroxisomal membrane. Lineage: Eukaryota; Metazoa; Chordata; Mammalia; Primates; Cebidae.
ACAGCCUGUAGACACCAGGACGCGGCGGCGCAGGCGGGGGCUGUGGGCGCUGCAGCUGGAAUCCCCGGCUGUCAGUGCACCUCCAGCUCCGCACCCUGACCCCGCGCGCAGCUCGCGCUAUGGCAGCCCCGCCGCAGCUGCGGGCUCUAAUCUUGGCCGUCAACGCACUGCUGCGCAAGCGCCGCUACCACGCUGCAUUGGCCUUGCUUAAGGGCUUCCGGAACGGGGCUGUCUAUGGAGCCAAAAUCCGGGCCCCUCACGCACUGGUCAUGACCUUUCUCUUCCGGAAUGGCAGCCUCCGGGAGAAGCUUCGGGCCGUCCUGCAGGCUACAUACAUCCACUCCCGGAACCUGGCGUGCUUUGUGUUCACCUACAAGGGUCUCUGUGCCCUGCAGUCCCGCAUCCAAGGCAAGACCUACCAGGUGCACUCAUUCCUGGCCGCCUUCCUUGGGGGUUUGCUGGUGUUUCGAGAAAACAAUAACAUCAACAGCCAGGUAAACAUGUACGUGUUGUCACGUGUCCUAUUUGCCCUGAGCCGCCUGGCCGUGGAGAAGGGCUACAUCCCUGAACCCAAGUGGGACCCGUUCCCAGUGGUCACCGCGGUGGUGUGGGGGCUGGUGCUGUGGCUCUUUGAGUAUCACCGGCCCACGCUGCAGCCCUCGCUUCAGUCCUCCAUGACCUACCUCUAUGAGGAUAGCAACGUGUGGCACGACAUCUCAGACUUCCUCAUUUAUAACAAGAGCCGCCCCUCCAAGUAAUUCGGCUGUGGCUCAAGAUUUGGCUCCUCGAAAACCCUCCCAAAGGAUCCUGCCUUCUCAAGAUCAUGGGCCUCAGACUCCAGCUGGUGUUAUCCCAGGGUUCCAUUUGCCAAAGUAAAAGCACUGAUUUUCAAUCCCAGUGGGUACUCUUAAAUGGUGGCACAAGUGGCCAAAUCAGGCCAAGGAAUCUAGGGCUUGGUUCCAGCUAUAAAGCUGACUUCUGUGAGACUGUGGCCAGCCACACCCCUCUCUAGGCCUCAGAGGUCAUGGAGCUCAGAGGAGGUCCCUGAGGUCUCUUUCUGGUGGGUAUGUUCAUUCUUCAACUGUUCUUAUGUCACAGAGGGCUCCCUGCUGGUGGGCCGUGGAUUGUCAAUACUUUAAAAAACACUAAAUUCCUCAUCUAAGAUGUUCUAUUGGAGAAGUUCUAGAGACCCGCUGUCCAGUAGAAACAGUUGAGCCAUACAUGUAAUUAAAAUGUUUCUAGUAGCCACAUUACAAAAAAGUAGUAGGCUGGGCGCUGUGGCUCAUUCCUGUAAUCCCAGCACUUUGGGAGGCUGAGGCUGGUGGAUCACUUGAGCUCAGGAGCUUGAGACCAGCCUGGGCAACAUGGUGAAACUCAGUCUCCACAAAAAAUACAAAAAAUUAGCUGGGUGUGGUAGCACACACCUGUGGUCCCAGCUGAGGUGGGAGGAUCACUUGAGCCUGGGAGGUCGAGGCUGCAGUGAGCCGAGAUCACACCACUGCACUCCAGCCUGGGCGACAGGGAGACCCUGUCUCACCAAAAAAAAAGUGACAUUAAUCUUAAUUAUAGAUGUUAACACAAAUUUCAAAAAGUUAUUUCAACAUAUAAUUAACAUAAUUAGUUAUAUAUUUUGCACUCUUUUUUUGUAUUAAGUCUUUAAAAAUUGGGUAUAUGUUUUGCCACCCAUAUUUUCAAGGCUCAGUGGCCACAUGUGGCUAGUGGCUGCUGUGACAGGCACCACAGAUACAGAAAAACACUUGUAUCCUCACCGAAGGUUCUAGUGGACAGUGCAGAUCUAGAGCUAGAGGACAUGGGUUUGAGUCCCCACUCCCCCACUGUGUAAACUUGGGGAAGGUUCUGGACCUCUCAGAGCCUCAGUUUAUCAUAAAAUGAGGAUAAUUAGACUGCCCUGGUCCUCAUUGGACUUGGGCAACUACCACUGCUGCACUCCUGUGAAUUACUUCCAUUUAGUGCAUUCAUCCUCCCUCUUUGGUGUUUUGCACAUAUUAUUAUUAAUUAUUAUUAUUAUUAUUAUUAUUUGAGAUGGAGUCUCACUCUAUCACCCAGGCUGGAGUGCAGUAUCUUGGCUCACUGCAACCUCCACCUCUCGGGUUCAAGGGAUUCUCCUGUUUCAGCUUCCUGUGUAGUUGGGACUCCACGUGCAUGCCACCUUGCUUGGCUAAUUUUUUGUAUUUUUAGUAGAGACAGGGUUUCACCGUGUUCCCCAGGCUCAUGGCGAACUCCUGAGCUCAGGUGAUCCACUUACCUUGGCCUCCCAAAGUGCUAGGAUUACAGGCGUGAGCGGCUGCGCCCAGCCUUAUUAUUGUUAUUAUUUUAAAAUAGCAACAGGAUCUCACUCUGUCACUAGGGGUAGUCUCAACUUCUGGCUUCAAGCUAUCUUCCUGCUUCAGCCUCCCAAAGUGCUGUGAUUACAGGCAUGAGCCACUGUGUGCAUUGUAAUCACAUACAAUGGCCUUGCAAAGAUGCGUUUUGAUCCCCAUUUUACAGAUUUAGAAACUGUGGGUCAGGCCUGGCGCGAUGGCUCACACUAUAAUCCCAGUACUUUGGGAGGCCAAGGCAGGCAGAUCACCUGAGGUCAGGAGUUCUUGACCAGCCUGGCCAACGUGGUGAAACCCCAUCUCUACUAAAAAUACAAAAAUUAGCUGGGCAUGAUGGCACACCCCUGUAAUCCCAGCUAUUAGGGAGGCUGAGGCAAGAUAAUUGCUUGAACCCAGGAGAUGGAAGUUGCAGUGAGCCGAGAUGGAACCCCUGCACUCCAUCCUGGGCCACAGAGCGAGACUAUGUCUCAAAAAAAAAAAAAAAGAAAGAAAGAAAGAAACUGAGAAUCAGAGAGGGGAGUAACUUGCCCAAGGUAAUACAAAUAGUGUAAUAGCCAAAUCAGGAUUUGAACUCAGAUCUUUCUGAUUUCAAAGCCCAUGUUUUCUUUAGUGCCUUGCUUCAAAUUUAGAAACCUAAGCCAUGCUAUGCAAACAUUAGCUCAUUAUAGGAUACAGACUAGAAAGGCAUACAAAUUUAAAUGCCCACAGGAGCCUACAGUGACAUAAAUUGAAACAUUCAGUAUGCUAUGCAGUGGGGAGGGAUGGGGAAUGGGGAACUGAAGACUUGUGUGCCAGUCUGAUUUUUGCAAAACCAUGAUCCGGGACUGGGCACAGUGGCUCACACUUGUAAUCCCAGCACUUUGGGGAGGCCCAGGCGGGCAGAUCACCUGAGGUCAGGAGUUCAAGACCAGCCUGGCCAACAAGGUGAUGCCCCGUCUCUACUAAAAAUGCAAAAAUUAGCUGGAUGUGGUGGUGGGCACCUGUAAUCCCAGUUACUCGGGAGCCUGAGGUAGGAGAAUCUCUUGAACCUGGGAGGCUGCAGUGAGCUGAGAUUGUGUCAUCACACUCCAGCCUGAGUGACAGAGCAAGACUCAGUCUCGGCCAGGUGCGGUGGCUCACACCUUGGGAGGCCAAUGCAGGCGGAUCAAAAAAGACUCAGUCGCAAAAAAAAAAAAAAAAAAAAUACAAUCUUGGACAAAUCAAACAAGUCUCCAGGAAAAUUUGGUCCGUGGGCUACCAAUCUGAGAGCAUUGGUCUGGUAGAUAUGCUUUCAUUAAUAUACUUACUCCAUCAGUCUCUAUUUUUUAGACAUUACUAGUAGAAAUGUAUACAUGAGUCACUGGAGAUCUUAUUAAAAUGCAGUUUCUGAUCCAGUGAGCUAGGGUGGGGCCUGAGAGUCUGCAUUUCUCCCAGGCUCCCAGGUGCUGCCAGUGAUGCUGGUCUGAGUAACAAGGGGGUGGGGAAUGAUAUGGAGCCAUCCAUUGUUAUCCCAUCUGACAGAUGAGUCACAGAGCCUUAGGUAACUGAGGUGGGAUCACUCUGAUUCUGUAAGCUGUGUUUUUAGCCACAAUAUUUACUGCAAACUUGGAGCAGGUGAUGUUGAAGCUCUUUUAACUUGCUGUGGAGGCUGAAUGAGCUCUAGGGCAAGGGGUCUGCAACCCCAGUGUCCAUCCAUGGCCUGUUAGGGACCGGGCUGCACAGCAGUAGUUAAAAGGCAUGAGCCAGGGAAGCUUCAUCUGUAUUUACAGCCACUCCCCAUUGCUCACAUUCCCACCUGAGCUCUGCCUCCUGUCAGAUCAGCAGAGGAGUUAGAUGCUCAUAGGAGCGCAAACCCUGUUGUGAACUGCACAUAUGAGGGAUCUGGGUUGCGUGAUUCUUAUGAGUCUAACGCCUGAUGAUCUGUCACUGUCUCCCAUCGCUCCCAGAUGGGACCAUCUAGUUGCUGGAAAACACACUCAGGGCUCCCACUGAUUCUCCAUUAUGGUGAGUUGUAUAAUUAUUUCAUUAUAUAUUACAAAGUAAUAAUAAUUGAAAUAAAUUUCACAAUAAAUGUAA